AUGGCAGCUAGGGCCUCUCUAUGCCAUGACGAUUACACGGUCGGAUGGAUCUGCGCUUUACCCCUGGAGAUGGCAGCCGCAAAGCUAAUGUUGGACGCAAUACACCCGAAUCUACCUCGCCCACCGACAGACCAAAACACGUAUAUUCUUGGAAACAUCGAGGAACACAAUAUUGUUAUUGCCUGUUUACCAAGUGGCGCAUAUGGCAUUGUAUCAGCUGCAACGGUAGCGACGCAGUUGCUCUCUAGCUUCCACUCUAUCCGAUUUGGCCUUAUGGUCGGUAUCGGUGGAGGUGUACCAAGCAGCAACGCAGACAUUCGCCUAGGCGAUAUUGUGGUGAGCCAGCCAGCAGAAACAUCCGGAGGCGUGAUCCAAUACGAUCUCGGUAAAGCGUUAAGCGGCGGUCAAUUUCAGCGGACGGGGAUGCUUAAUCGGCCACCUAAGGUCCUGCUGACUGCCCUCGCUACCCUCCAAGCCCACCACUUCACAGACGAUAGUCGAGUUUCUGAAUUUAUCUCUGACGCCCAAGUCAAAACGACCCCGCGCAGAGCUGCAACUUUUUACACGGCCCACUCAAGAGGACUGUUUAUAUCAAUCAGAAUAUAUCCAUAG
Penicillium maclennaniae is the source of this 612-nucleotide messenger RNA. RefSeq lists its product as uncharacterized. The record is from RefSeq and is a predicted model, not a curated record. NCBI's taxonomy places the organism in Eukaryota, Fungi, Ascomycota, Eurotiomycetes, Eurotiales, Aspergillaceae. The transcript has a single exon. Gene Ontology annotation, molecular function: catalytic activity. Gene Ontology annotation, biological process: nucleoside metabolic process. The coding region runs from base 1 to 612 and encodes 203 amino acids.